This is a messenger RNA of Anastrepha ludens (Mexican fruit fly), 1171 nucleotides long. It is a transcript of the gene Nse4, whose product is annotated as EP300-interacting inhibitor of differentiation 3. The transcript has 5 exons. Gene Ontology annotation, cellular component: Smc5-Smc6 complex; nucleus. NCBI's taxonomy places the organism in Eukaryota, Metazoa, Arthropoda, Insecta, Diptera, Tephritidae. The coding region runs from base 137 to 1027 and encodes 296 amino acids. The record is from RefSeq and is a predicted model, not a curated record. Gene Ontology annotation, biological process: DNA repair.
UGUCAUUUGCCAAAAUGUUAUAUUCGCCAUAGAUGACAUAUUCGCGUCGAUUAGGUUUUGUUUAGUUUUAUACAAUUUUAAUAAAUUUUUGAUUAAAACGAAUAAAGUUUGUAUUUGCAAAUAUUAAAAAACAAGAAUGAAUAACAGCUCAGAUGAUUUGAAUGCCACACAGGCAUUGGACCGCAAACAGCGUCUAAAGGGCCUAAUGGAAGCAAACAGAGAUAUACAAAAUCGUUUAACGGUACAAAGUGUCGAAGACACACUCAAUGAACUUUCCAAUGUCGUAAAACAGUCAGAUAUCAUUCAUGGCGAGGGCAGCGUUACCGAUCGAGCAGAGCACACCAGUGAAGUUACGCGUGAUGUCCAACUGCUCAAAAUGAAUCACGAGCUAAUGUCCAAGGUUUUUCAACAGAGCUCGCUAAUGGGAUCUUUCAGCGAGCAAAUUUAUCAGAAUGCAAUCCGUCAAACUGUAGCUAGGCAGGGCGAUGAUGACUGGAAACCAUUCACGGAUGUCGCAUGCGCCAUUGCACGCACGGCACGAGCAAAAUCCACAAUGCUUGGGUCAUAUAAGGUUGAGCUGAAAGAACGUGUCGCAAAGGAGCGACAGCAACGCAAAAAAGCAGAACAGGCGGAAGAGAAACGUCCCGAGCGUGUAGAUAAGCUGCAGCGCCACAACAAAGGAGCCGAAAAGCUAAAUAUCGUACAUAAACAAUUAGUUGAAAUGUUUAAAAAUAAUGGCAAUGAGCCAAUACCUUAUUAUCAACUUAUUAUCGAUCCGAAAAAAUUUAUGAAUACCGUGGAAAAUGCCUUUCAAAUAGCUUUUCUGGUACGUGACAAUCGUCUUGCGAUUGAAACUGGCCCCGACAAUUAUCCACAUGUACGAUUGGUUCAUAGUGGCGAGGUUAACGCCGUCAAAGAAACCACACAAGCCAUUUGCACGCUCAAUCUGGAAAAGUGCCGCGAAAUGAUCGUUUUUUACGAAAUUCAUCAUCCAAUGCUUAUAAUUGAAUCGAACGAAGGCGAGUGAGGAAGUUGAUAAGGCGAGUCCCAACGAACCCAUCCAUGUCAAAAUAAAGUACAAUUUAAAAUAAAAACAGUUCCAUCUGUUUUUAAUAAGAAUAUAUAAAUACUAUUUUCGAAAUAAAGCGUGAGAACUUCAUAUUUUUACAAA